AUGCUUAAAGCUGCUGUAUCAAUCUUGUUAUUGGCUGUAUCCUCUUCAACCGUAUUGGCUGAAGACAAAUGGACACCAGACCCAAGAUGCCCCUACCCAUCGGACGUGGUAACCAGAUACCCAUACCCGGGUGACUGCAGCAAAUACUGGGAAUGUUUCCAAGGCGCCAGAUACCCAAUGGAUUGCCCCACCGGACUGGAAUUCAAUUACCCCUUGCAACAAUGCGACGCCCCCGAAAUAGCCCACUGCGACCCCACCGCCGAUCCAGACAUUCCCACACAACCUGUUGGGCCAACUGAGCCGGCACCACCUGAACCAACCAGGGAGCCAGACUCCUUCUGUCCUUAUCCGUCAGAUGAAAUCACUUUCUUCCCUUAUCCGGGUGACUGUACCAAGUUUUACGAGUGUUACCAGGGACAAGCUAAUGAAUACACUUGUCCCCCCAAUUUGUAUUGGAAUCAGCCCCUACAUCAGUGUGAUUAUCUUGAAAACGUUGAUUGUGAUGCCACUGCAGCCCCAAUUGACCCAACUGUGAAACCAGAUCCUCAACCAUCAUCUGGCACUGUGGAACCAGACCCACAACCCACUUCUGGUACUGAAAAACCUGACGCCUCAAUUUGCGCCGGACUUCCAACUGACCAAAUUGCAUUCCUCCCACAUCCCGACGACUGUGCGAAAUACUACGAAUGCUUUGCCGGCCACGCCGACCUGAUGACUUGCCCCGAUGGACUUUACUGGAAUCAACCUGCUUCUGCUUGCGAUUAUCUCGAAAACGUUAACUGCGAUGCAACUCCAGCUCCAAUUAAUCCAACUGUGAAACCAGAUCCUCAACCAUCACCUGACACCGCUGUUGUAACCCUUUUGGUUUUGGCCUUGUCCAACUCCUCUGUCUUGGCAGAAGAUAAAUGGACGCCGGACCCACGUUGCCCCUACCCCUCAGAAGUGGUGACCAGAUACCCGUACCCGGGCGACUGCACCAAAUACUGGGAAUGUUUCGAAGGCGCCAGAUACCCCAUGGACUGUCCCGCCGGUCUGGAAUUCAACUACCCCUUGCAACAGUGCGACGCCCCCGAAAUAGCCAACUGCGACCCAACCGCCGACCCCGACGUUCCCACACAACCAGUCGGACCCACUGAUCCCGCUCCUACUGAGCCGACCAAAGGACCGGACUCGUUCUGUCCUUAUCCUUCGGAUGAGAUUACUUUCUUCCCUUGUCCGGAGGACUGCACUAAGUUUUACGAAUGUUAUCAAGGACAGGCUAAUCUGUACACGUGUCCCCCAAAUUUGUAUUGGAAUCAGGCCAUUCAUGAGUGUGACUAUUUGGAAAAUGUCGACUGUGAUGCAACUGUUGGACCCGUAAAUCCCACAGAACCAGACGGACCAACUAACCCGACAACCAUUGAGCCGACCAAAGGACCGGACUCGUUCUGUCCUUAUCCUUCGGACGAAAUUACUUUCUUCCCUUGUCCGGAGGACUGCACUAAGUUUUACGAAUGUUACCAAGGACAGGCUAAUCUUUACACGUGCCCACCGAAUUUGUAUUGGAACCAGGCCAUUCAUCAGUGCGAUUAUUUGGAAAAUGUCGACUGUGAUGCAACUGUUGCACCUGUAGAUCCGACUGAUGCCCCUAACACAGAUACCCCUAACACUGAUGAACCUAACACUGAUGAACCCGACACUGCUGAACCACCGACUGAUAAUCCCGUCGAUUCCGUUUGCGCCGGUCAACCAGCCGAUCAGGUCGUCUUCCUGCCGUAUCCCGACGACUGCACCAAAUACUACGAAUGUUACGGCGGACGUGGCGAUUUGAUGUCCUGUCCCGACGGACUGUUCUGGAACGAGCCUGCCUCCGUUUGCGACUUUGAAUGCGUCCCUUAAUUACAAUCAUUUUAUGUUCAACAUAAAUAAAUAAUAAAUUAUUUUUUUGCUGUAA
Aethina tumida (small hive beetle) is the source of this 1933-nucleotide messenger RNA. Its product is annotated as chondroitin proteoglycan 2. The coding region runs from base 1 to 1878 and encodes 625 amino acids. Gene Ontology annotation, cellular component: extracellular region. Lineage: Eukaryota; Metazoa; Arthropoda; Insecta; Coleoptera; Nitidulidae. The record is from RefSeq and is a predicted model, not a curated record. The transcript is spliced from 22 exons. Gene Ontology annotation, molecular function: chitin binding.